GGCUGACGAGGCGUGUCUCCUGUGCCCGCAGAUGUGUACUACAAGCUGCUGCAGGAGUUCUCCCCGGCUGCCGUCCGCACGCGCGCCCUGUCUCCGCAGCUGGCGACGCCGUACGGCGGUCGCGCGGCGGCGGGCGGGGCUGGGCCGCGCUUCGUGUCGCCCCGGGCUUGCGGAGCGGGGCGGGGACGCUGGCAGGCGCACCAGCGGCAGCGACUCGUACCCCAGCCUGCUGCUGCCCGGGGCCGUGGCCGCAGGGCCGGUGGCAGCGUCGCUGGUCCGCCCGCCCCCGCCCCUGCCGCCGCUCCUUCGUCCUCGCCGCCCCCGCCGCCGCCCCGCGACGCCGUCGCGCCACGGGCUGGCCGGCCAGCACGUGCUGAGCGUGGGCUCCUUCUCCAAGGAGCAGCUGAACGAGGUGUUCAACGCUGGCGCAGACGCUGCGGGUGUUCGUGCUGAAGGAGCGCCCGCUCGACCACAUCCUCAAGGGUAAAGUGUUAGCUUCAAUCUUCUAUGAAGUUAGCACUCGCACAGCUUGCAGUUUUUCUGCUGCAAUGCAACGCCUAGGAGGCAGUAUCAUUUAUAUGGAUGAGUCUUCAUCAUCCGUCAAGAAAGGAGAAUCCUUGGAAGAUUCUGUUGCAGUUAUGGCUGGUUAUGCUGAUGUGGUUGUCUUGCGGCAUCCAGAGCCAGGCGCAGUUGCUAGAGCAGCAGCCCAUUGUCGAAAACCUUUGGUCAAUGCAGGUGAUGGUACUGGAGAACAUCCCACACAAGCUCUUCUUGAUGUCUUUACCAUCAGAGAGGAAAUUGGCACUGUUAAUGGUCUUACAAUCACUUUGGCUGGUGACCUGAAACAUGGUCGAACUGUGCACUCUCUUGCCAAGUUGCUGACCUUGUACAAUGUGUCAUUGCGCUAUGUGAGUCCGUCCAAUCUAAGCAUGCCAUCUGAUGUUGUGGAAGCUGUGGCAGCUCGAGGAGUACCACAGCAAGAAUUCCGAAGCUUAGAAGAGGCUCUUCCUGAUACUGAUGUCCUGUACAUGACACGUAUUCAACGAGAACGCUUCUCAUCUCAAGAAGAAUAUGAAAAGGUGAGGGCAAAAGAAUAA
This is a messenger RNA of Gryllus bimaculatus (two-spotted cricket), 1097 nucleotides long. NCBI's taxonomy places the organism in Eukaryota, Metazoa, Arthropoda, Insecta, Orthoptera, Gryllidae. The record is from the annotation of a GenBank genome assembly.